Molecule: messenger RNA, 2314 nt
Organism: Aethina tumida (small hive beetle)
Lineage: Eukaryota; Metazoa; Arthropoda; Insecta; Coleoptera; Nitidulidae
Exons: 2
Coding region: 86-2260 (724 amino acids)
Biological process (GO): peptide metabolic process; proteolysis
Molecular function (GO): metalloendopeptidase activity
Source: RefSeq, a predicted model, not a curated record
ACAACACAAAAAUUACCAAUAGAACAUGUUCUUUGAUUUCAAAAAUUAAAAUAAUUAAAUUUACAUAUUGGUAUUGUAUCUUGAAAUGGCUGCAAGCUUUUGCGGAAAACGUUUAUUAUUAACAAAAAAUUCAAUCUUCACUUCUUUAAGGAAACAGCAUGGAUUUAUUGUAUUAGUUCCUGAAAUUGGUGAAGAUUUACCAGAAAAGAAUCCGCUCAUUGAUCACGAUGGAUUACCCGAAUUUAAUAACAUUACAAUUGAAUACUGCACAGCGGCAAUAGCCAAGCAAACCUUAGAAUUUGAGGCUGGUGUUAAGGGUAUUGAAAAGAAAAUUGAGAAGGAUGUCUGCAAAAACGUCUUGACAGAUGUUAUUAAACCUCUGGAAGAACUUGGAGCAUCAUUAGAUUUGACAUGGGGUCUAUCAAAAACUUUAUAUUUAGGUAAUAGCACUAAAAUGCCUACAAAAAAUUAUUUAUCAAUUCAUGAUAGGGCCAGGCGGGCUAGAUCAACAAAAUAUAACAGUGCCCCUAUUUACAAUGUUUUAAAGACUGAACUGAUGAAAGAAAAUGCUAACCAUUCAAAAGAAGACCAAAGACUGUUGCAGAAAUUUGUCUUGGAGGGUAGAUUGAAUGGAAUGGAGUUGGACAGUGAAAAAAAGGAACUCCUCCAUCAGUGCUUAAAGAAAAUAACUAUUGAAAAAGCAAAUUUCAGAGAAAAAACGCAAAUUUCCACUAAACAGUUUUCACAAACAAUUGAUGAUAGUAAAAUCGUCAGAGACUUUCCAGCAGAUGUUUUAAAAGCAACUGCACUGGACCCAAACAAUUAUUUAAGGGGUCCUUGGAAAUUAUCAUUACAGCCCAAUGUAUAUUUACCUGUAAUGGAACAUUGUCCUGUUAGAGAAAUCCGUUGGAAUAUGUGGCAAGCCAUGGUUAGCCGAGGUUCAUCUUACAGAGACAAGGAACUUACAACUAGUCUUAACUUAGAAGAAAUUAGAUUCAUCAGAAGAGAUAUCGCUAAGAUUUUAGGCUAUGAAACUUAUGUAGAUAUGUCUAUGGAAACUAAAAUGGCCGGCAGUGCAAGCUCAGUUCAAAAUAUGAUAAAGGGGUUGUUACAAUAUGCUUUACCUGCUCAGGAAAUAGAAUUGAAUACUCUCCAUGAGUUUGCAGUGGAGCGUGGUUUUAAAGAAGAGAGAUUACAACUUUGGGACGUACCAUACUGGAGAAGAAAGCAGAAAAAAACUUUGUAUAAUUUUGAUGAAGAUAAUAUCAAAGAGUAUUUCCCCUUACCAAAGGUACUGGAGGGCCUUUUUGAUCUUUGUGAGAAAUUAUUUAACAUUUCUAUUAAACAAAGAAGCAAUGUGUCUACAUGGUACAAAGAUGUUAAAUAUUAUGAUGUGUUUGAGCCACAUAGUAGUGCCCCAAUUGCUGGAUUCUACUUGGAUCCUUAUGCAAGGGCUCAGGAAAAAAUUAGAACCCAAAAUGCUGGAUGGAUGGUAGGAAUACAAAAUAAAAGUAGAGUAGCAGAAACAACCCCACUAGCUGCUCUAAUUUUUAAUUUUGAACCUCCUACUGCGGAACAUCAAUCUCAUUUAACAUUUCCAGAAGUAAAAGCACUGUUUCAAAGAUUCGGUCAUCUAUUGAUGCAUGUUUUAACAAGGACCAGUUAUUCAGAACUAGCAGGAUUGUCAAAUGUUGAAUGGGAUGCUGUGGAAGUUAGUGGUCAUGUAUUGACACAUUGGUUACAAAAUAAGGAAGUUAUAAGGAGUAUAAGUUGCCAUAGAGAUAGUGAAGAUAAAUUGCCAGAUAACUUAUUUGAAGUGCUUAAUAAUGUUCACAAACACAUGGCUGGCUUAGAUUUAUGUAGGGAGUUGUACCUCUCAGCAUUGGAUUUGGAGCUUCAUUCAACUAAGGACUUCUGGUUAGACAUAGUAAAGAAAUUAUGGCCACAAUAUAGACUGUUUCCAUUGGAUAAGUAUGAUUCUCAUCCUUGUUCUUUCACUCAGAUCUUUUCAGAUGAAUGGGGUGCAGCAUACUAUUCACAUUUGUGGUCAAGAAUGAUUGCUGCUGAUGUAUACAGUGCUUUCCAUGAAGUUCAAAAUGAUGAACAAAAAGUAGUAGAUGUUGGUAAAAGAUUUAGGGAUACAUUUUUAUCUCUAGGUGGUAGUUCUCAUCCUAGUCAAACAUUUAGAAAUUUCAGAGGAAGAGAUCCAUCACUCAAAGCGUUGAUAAAUUCUUUAGGUUUAAAAAAUAAAAAUCCAUAGUAUUUAAAUGUAUAUAAUAAUUGUAGGUGCUAAUAAAUUAUAAUUGUUGUUAAA